AUGAGUGGCGGUGCUAAUGUCAUAGGCAAUAAACCCGCAGGCGGUAACGUCAUCGGCAACAGUCCAGCAGGUGGGAACAAACUCAUGAGUGGCGGUGCUAAUAUCAUCGGCAACAAACCCAGUGGCGAGUCCAGCGAUACAGAUACCUCUGACGGGAAGAACACAUCAGUGGCGACCAGUGAAGCGGCUGGGGCCAAGACCAAUACAUCACCGAACAACGGCACCUCCAGCCCUGGCAGUGGGCUGGGCAGUACCGUGGCGUCUCAGGCACUCAGUGUGAACCGACCGGCGCUGAUGGGCAAGAAGUCGUCCGACAGUAACCUGUUAAGCAGCACAUCGACCGGGGCUGCGCCGGGGAUGAGAGCUCGCAAUGCAAGUACUCAGAUAAACCGGCCGGUGAGUGCCGGUGGGCUGCUGCGGAGUCAGAGCAAUGAUCCGGUAAUGCGCACCAACUCAGCGCCUAUCCGGGGAAUACUGAAGUAUCCAACCAGCGCUGCGGACAAGGCCAAAUUCGCCGCGAGCCUGAAUGUACCGGAUCACUCCGGUAGUACGUCCCCCAUACAUCCGUCACCUUUAGCCAAUUCAGCGAUGAACAGAAAACACAGCGACAAGUCAAUGAGCUCCACUGAUGGUGCCACCUCGGUGACGAUCACACACACCAGAGCGUCUGGGGUCCAAGAACCUAGCGAAGUUACAGCGCUUCUGAAAAGGUUA
Molecule: messenger RNA, 714 nt
Organism: Sphaeroforma arctica JP610
Lineage: Eukaryota; Ichthyosporea; Ichthyophonida
Exons: 2
Source: RefSeq, a predicted model, not a curated record